AUGUACACCCAAUACAAGCUAUUGGACCUGGUGGAGGGGAAGGAGAAGAUGCCGGAGGUCACGGAGCUGAAAGGAGCAUGGAUGAAGCGCUCGUUCGACGCGUACAUGCUUAUGGUGCAAGUGGUUGGCGGACGACAACUCGACCACAUCAAGGACCUCUUGGAUUAUCUAGAAUGUGGAACCAAGGCUUGGAGGAAGCUUCUGGAUGUGCAGUCAUCGACACAUGCUACCGGCAUCGUGCUACUCGCGCGGCGGCUGCGCGACAUAAAGUUCAGCGUGGAUUACAUUCGCGCGCGCAUCCUAGAGGGGGACUUGCGGCGGCAGAGUGUGAAGCGCUCGGAGGAGCGGGCUGGCUAUGGAGUUGGAGGUGGAAAGAGUGGCUUCAAGAAGAAGUGGAAGGGCAAGAACAAGGAAAACCCUAAGGAGGAUGGCGGCGGGGGCCAACGGUAG
Messenger RNA from Closterium sp. NIES-65, 450 nucleotides. NCBI's taxonomy places the organism in Eukaryota, Viridiplantae, Streptophyta, Zygnematophyceae, Desmidiales, Closteriaceae. The record is from the annotation of a GenBank genome assembly.